ACAUACUUUUUGAACAUGCUAUAGAAAAUGAAUGAAAAUAAAUGCAUGUUUUUUUUCGAACAGUGUAGUAUUAUAAUGGCGAGAGUCCAUUAAAGUGAAUUGGUUUACAAUCGCUGAGCUCUAGUUUGUCUAGAUCUAUACUGAUGCGGUCGUGCCUAUGAGUACAGGGAGCGCGCAUUGCUAGCGCUGCGGUGAUCCUACCGAUGACUAGGAAGGAGAAUAAUCUGGGCGUUAAUGUUGACAACGCCGUGAGACGAUUGAUGUAACAGCUCUGGGAGAAGAACUGAAACCGGCACUAUAUUGUCCAGUGUUUCUUACAUGUCUGUCUCAUUUAUCAAACCUGCAUAGAUCAUAUUUUGCGACAGAGAAAAAGAGAAACAGAUUGACAGGACGAAGAAGACAUACGGAUGGAAUUCCCAGUUGCUAGCUAGAUGGAGAAGCCGAGAGGGUGGAAGAGUGUUGAUGUUGUAAAUUAUUAAAUAUUGUACGUUUAAAACAACAAACAUGCAUCUGCACCAGGUGCUAACAGGAGCUGUUAAUCCCGGGGACUGCUGUUAUUCGGUGGGAAGCGUUAAUUACAUUCCAUUCACGGCGUAUGGUUCAGGCUGUGAUAUAGUGAUCUUGGCAAGUGAUUUCGAGUGUGUGCAGAUCAUCCCUGGAGCUCAGCAUGGAAAUAUCCAGGUGGGAUGUGUGGAGUGCUCCCACGAGCUUGGCCGGAUCGCUGCAUCAUACGGAAACACUGUCUGCAUUUUUGAACCGGUCUCUACCAACCCAAACAAGAGACACAAGCAACUAAACUACCAAUGGCAGAAAACUGGACACUUUUUGCUCAAUGCCAUUACCUACAACCUGGCCUGGGACCCACAAGGCAACCGCAUCCUGGCGGCAACAGAGCGACUGCAGCUGUGGGCUCCACCCACUACUGACACACUGCUGGAGGAAGAGGAUGGUCAGAUCACUGAAGACAAACCGCAUCCCGUACUCAAUGACUGGAAGUGUGUGUGGCAGUGCAAGACUGCUGCUGCCAUACACAUAAUCAAAUGGUCUCCUGAUGGGGAGUACUUCGCCACAGUGGGGAAGGAUGACUGUCUGUUGAAGGUGUGGUACCCAGCUACAGGUUGGAAGUCAGCGAUGGUGAUCUCCGAGGUGCUGGACAGGAAAGCUCCACUGGUGCAUUUCUCUUUUGUCUACCUUGCGCACCCACGCACUGUUAUGGGCUUUUCCUGGAGGAAGACCAGCAAAUACAUGCCCAAGGGCUCAGUGUGUAACGUGUUAUUGACAUCAUGUGUGGACGGAAUCUGUCGCUUGUGGAGCGAGACCCUUUUGCCUGAGGACAGCCUGCUGGGGGGGCAGAUCACGGAGAACAGCACCAGCUUCAGCUCCUCUCUGCCCUGCAGUGGCCAGAAGGACAAGAUCCAGCAUGCCCUGGAGUCAAUUCACCACCUGAAACAGCUAAGGCGAGGUCGCAGGAGAUCAUCCGCUCUGGUGGCUCACACAGAGCUGCUUCCCAGCCAGCUCGGCUCACACGACACUCACCGGCACAUCACGCACCACGCCAAUGCCUUGUGCCACUUCCACAUCUCUGCCAGUAUCAACCCCAAUACAGACAUCCCAGCAACACUGGCCGGUUCGGGGCUCUUCUCCUCGAGUGAUGGCAGUGGGGGUUUUGUGGUGCAUUGGCUGAAUAAUAAAGACCUAAGCUUUACCUCCUCAAUGGACCAGUUCAUGCAUCAACUGCGCAAGCUCUCUGAGCAGCCCCUCGAACACACCACUGAAGACUUCAGACAGGAAGGCAUAGCCAAGUUUGACUUCGAUCUGGACGAUAUGUCUGAUAAGGCUUCAUCGGAGCAUGAUGAAGGUGAGCAGGAAGGCAGCACGAAGGCCUCUUCUCCUGGAUCAAGUGGCAGCAUGCCCCCACCCUCCGUUCUCCUGGACCGCAAAAUGGAGGCACUUACGCUGGAGUGGAACAAGAGCCCCGACAUGCUGUUUACCAUCCACCCUGCCGAUGGCUCCUUCCUUGUCUGGCACGUUAAGUACCUGGACGAAUUCAUUCCUGGAAUCUUCCGCCAGGUCCAGGUGGCAUUCUCUUCACGGAUCCCUGUAGCAUUCCCCACUGGUGAUGCGAAUUCUUUGAGUAAGAACAUAAUGAUGUACGCCUGCACUUUCUCCGAACGGAGCAGUGGAGCUGCUGCAGAGCAGGAUGGGAAGGAGUUUGAGGUUCUGCAGAGCGCGUCAGCUUCUGCCAACCUCAGCUCCCUUAGCCACUCGCUUGCUGCUGUCAUCGGACCUGCCGUGAUGAUGGUGUCCAAACACAUGGAUGGCUCACUCAACCAAUGGGCUGUCACCUUUGCAGAGAAGUCCGCCUUCUCCAACGUCCUCACGGUCUCGCACAAAUUCCGUUACUGUGGACACCGUUUUCAUCUCAACGACCUGGCCUGCCACACGGUCCUGCCCCUCCUGCUGACAUCAUCACACCACAACGCCCUGCUGACUCCACCCUCCGACCCUGGCAGCACAGGUGUUGACCAGGAUGGCGGGGCCACACGAGCCCUUCGGCCAAUCAAAGGCUUCCCUCCUAAGCAAAUGCGGAACGUGGCCACUCGCACAUUUCACGACCCGAAGGCAAUCUACAGCGAACUGAUCCUGUGGCGUGUGGACCACAUAGGCCCACUGUCCUGCACAGGGGGCGUAUCCGAGCUUGCCCGCAUCAACUCACUCCACACGUCCGCCUUCUCCAACGUCGCCUGGCUGCCCACCCUUGUCCCCAGCUCUGUGCUCGGGACAUACUGUAACUCGGCGAGUGCCUGUUUUGUGGCAUCAGACGGGCUGAACUUGCGGUUAUACCAGGCCGUCGUGGACGCCAGGAAGCUGCUAGAUGAACUGUCUGACCCCGAGACCUCUAAGUUGGUGGGUGAGGUGUUCAACAUUGUCAGUCAGCAGUCCACUGCUCGGCCCGGCUGCAUCAUUGAACUGGAUGCAAUCACUAACCAGUGUGGUUCAGCAACGCAGCUGCUCCAUGUCUUCCAGGAGGAUUUCAUUUUAGGAUACAAACCUCAAGAUGACCGCGCCGACAUGUAUGCCUCUGUCUCCCCUUCUGCUGGAGAGUAUCGCCCUCCUCCGUUCUCUGAGAAGUUUUUCCUGGUUGUGAUUGAAAAGGAUAAGAAUCGCAACUCGGUGCUACAGAUGUGGCAUCUGCAUCUGAAGUCAGUGCAGGCAUAUGUGGAGGAACCAACACAGGAACAGUUCUUUCAGAACCAGCUGACUGUUCCAAAUGCACUCAGUAAUCUGGACUCAUCUCCAGACACGACUCCGGGUCAGAGCCCUCUUCCUCGUUCCUCUUCCUCGGCUAAUCUGCAGUCUGCCAGUAAACUGAUCCUCAGCUCCAAACUUGUCUACAGCCAUAGACUGGAUCUACCCCCAGAUGUGGAAGUCAUCCGCGCUACACCUUCUGCAGGUCAUCUGAGUUCCUCCUCCAUCUACCCAGUCUGCCUGGCACCAUACCUGAUUGUCACCACCUGUUCAGAUGGGCGCGUUCGGUUCUGGAGGUGCGCUGUGGAGAUGGACCAGUCUGCAGUGGCAGGCACAGAAGAGUCGCGCUUGUACCACUGGGAGCCAUGGUGCCUCCUUAACGACGAGGAGGACAACAACAGCUCUCUAACCGUUUCCGGGCGUCCCAUCGCCGUCAGCUGCUCCUACACGGGUCGCCUUGCCGUGGCGUUCAAGCAGCUGGUGCUCAGCGAUGAGGGCGGAGCCUCCCGAGACUUCUCCAUGCAUGUGUCUAUCUAUGAAUGUGAGUCAACAGGUGGGUCUGAGUGGGUUCUGGAGCAGAUCAUCCACCUGGAUGACUUCAGCAAGCCUGUAAAUACCCUGGACCCCAGAGUAAGUGUGGACAGCAACCUGGUGGUGUACAGCAAGUCUGACCUGUUUGUAAACAAGGACAGCCCCAACAUCAAGCAUUUUGUGCACCUGGACUGGCUCUCCAAGGAGGAUGGGUCACACAUCCUGACUGUGGGGGUGGGUUCUAACAUCCUCAUGUACGGGCGCGUCUCGGGCAUCGUCUCUGAGCAGACCAGCGGUAAGGAUGGCAUGGCAGUCAUCACACUGCCACUGGGGGGCAGUGUAAAACAAGGUGUGCGGUCACGGUGGGUCUUGUUGCGGGCGGUGGACUUGGUCUCCUCAGUAGACGGGACCCCGUCCCUGCCAGUGUCUCUCUCCUGGGUGCGGGAUGGAAUCCUUGUGGUAGGCAUGGACUGCGAGAUGCACGUUUAUGCUCAGUGGUACCAGGAUAAAAAGCCUAGUGACAUCGAUGCCGGCGGUCCCGGCUCUCCCGACGAAGGUCUGGCUGUACGCGCCGCCUCUGUGUCAGCCGAGGCACGUGGGCGAUCCAAGAGCGUGUUUGACAGCAGUGCCGGCAUGGACGACGUAUUUCGUGUGCCGGCGGUGAUCCAAGACGGCGGGCUGUUCGAGGCGGCGCACUCACUCUCGCCCACCCUCCCGCAGUACCAUCCCACCCAGCUGCUGGAGCUAAUGGACCUGGGCAAGGUGCGGUGGGCGAAGGCCAUCCUAUCGCAUCUGGUCAAGUGCAUCGCCGGGGAGGUUGCUGUGGUCCGUGAUGUGGAGGCAGGCGAGGGGGGCACUCGGAGGCACCUAUCGCGCACCAUCAGUGUGACGGGGAGCACCGCGAAGGACAUCGUUGUUGCUGGACGUGAUGGCGGCCGUGACUACACCGAGAUCAACUCCGUACCACCGCUCCCACUCUAUGCCCUGCUCUCCGCCGACCUGGACACCUCCUACAAGGCGGCAGAAGAGGUGGGGAAAGGAGUCAAAGGCCAGGAGCAGGAGGCGCAGAAGUCCACGGACGAUCAGUACGCUGACCUAUUCCAGGUGCCCACUGUCACCACGGAUGACUUCAUGAGUUUUGCGUCGGAGAAGCCAGAGAAGAAGACGCGUGUGGUCAACCUCUCGCAGUACGGUCCUACUUACUUCGGCCCAGAGCAUGCACAGGUCCUUUCCUCCCACCUGAUGCACUCCAGCCUGCCUGGACUCACCCGCCUCGAGCAGAUGUUCCUUGUGGCACUCGCUGAUACCGUGGCAACCACCAGCGCAGAGGUGCGAGGAGCCACUGGUAAGCAGUACACAGGUGGGGAGGCUCUUGAUGAGUGUGGUCUGCGGUACCUGCUAGCAAUGCGAUUGCACACCUGUCUGCUUACCUCUCUGCCCCCUCUCUAUAGGAUCCAGCUACUGCAUCAAGGUGUCUCUACAUGUCACUUUGCGUGGGCGUUCCAUUCGGAAGCUGAGGAGGAGAUGCUGAACAUGAUCCCAGCCAUGCAGAGAGGAGACCCACAGUGGUCUGAGCUCCGUGCUGUUGGCGUUGGAUGGUGGAUCCGAAACAUCAACACACUCAGGCGGAUGGUGGAGAAGGUGGCCAAAGCUGCAUUCCAGCGGAAUAAUGAUCCUCUGGAUGCGGCUCUGUUUUAUUUGGCCAUGAAGAAGAAGGCUGUGCUCUGGGGUCUUUUCAGGUCUCAGCACGAUGAGAAGAUGACCCAGUUUUUCAGCCAUAACUUCAGCGAGGACCGCUGGAGGAAGGCGGCACUGAAGAAUGCCUUCUCGCUGCUGGGGAAACAGCGCUUCGAACAGUCAGCAGCCUUCUUCCUGCUCGCUGGCUCACUCAAAGAUGCCAUCGAGGUGUGUUUGGAGAAAAUGGAGGACAUUCAGCUGGCCAUGAUUGUGGCCCGCCUGUACGAGGCCGACUUCGAGAGCUCAUCCACCUGCCAGGGAAUCCUGUACGAGAAGGUCCUGGGCUGCAACAGAGACGGACAGGGCUUCUCCUGCACCAGGCUGCACCCAGAUCCAUUCCUGAGGAGCAUCGCCUUCUGGAUCAUGAAAGACUACACCCAGGCCCUGGACACGCUGCUGGAGCAGACUCCCAAAGAGGAUGACGAGAACCCAGAUGUGAUGGUGAAAUCUUGCAACCCCAUGGUGUUCAGCUUCUACAACUACCUGCGCACGCACCCACUCCUCAUCCGCAGGCAUUUUGCGUGGCCCGACAGCUCUGUGGCCACAGUGGGGCUGACAUCAGAUCGUGGCAGUGUUGACGAGAUCAACCUGAUCGAGCGCAAGCUCUUCUUCACCACGGCCAAUGCCCAUUUCAAGGUGGGCUGCCCUGUGCUGGCCCUCGAGGUGCUGUCCAAGAUCCCCAAGGUGACCAAAAAAGCCUCGUCCUUCAGCAAGGGCUCAUCCCCGGCCAAUGGGAGUACGCCGCAGACGCAGAAUAGGUCCGGCCGAGACACCAACCUGGGCUGGGCCGCGCCGGUGUCCAGCCAGGCCUGGGGGACUGGAGACACCGUCGCAGACCUGGAUUGGAGUCAGCCCAUGAUGAAGAGUGAAGACGAAGGUCUGCAGCUCGAUUGGGGUGACGACAAGGACGAUGAGGAGGAAGAGGGGGAAGGACUGACGAUGAAGAAGCCAGAGACAGAGCCAAAGAGUGGGGAGGUGGAGCCGGGCAUGUGGAGGGAGGAGUUGGCAGGUGAGGCAGAGGUGGACGUGAUCGCAGAGCAGCUGAAGUUCCGCGCAUGCCUGAAGAUCUUGAUGACGGAGCUGCGUACACUGGCCACAGGCUAUGAGGUGGACGGUGGAAAACUCCGCUUUCAGCUCUACAGUUGGCUGGAGAAGGAGAUUGAGGCGAUGCACCGCAUCUGCAAUUACAAGGUGGAAGGUAAGGAACCUGCAGUGGAGCUGGAGAAAUGGAGAGAUGGCUCAUUUGAUCUAGAUGAAUCACAAGAUACGAGUGACACAGGCACAUAUGAACGCCACCAGCUGGAGAGACGCAGACUGCAGGCAAAACAGCUGCAUGCCGAGAGGCGCAAGGCUUGGCUGAGGAAGAACCAGGCCCUGCUCCGAGUCUUCCUCAGUUAUUGCACCCUACACGGAGCCAAGGGCGGAGGGGUCACCUCCGUCAGGAUGGAGCUGCUCUUCCUGCUGCAGGAGUCACAGCAGGAGACGACCGUAAAGCAAUUACAGUCUCCCCUGCCACUGCCCACCACGCUGCCCCUGCUGUCUGCCAGUAUUGCCCCAACCAGGACGGUCAUAGCCAACCCUGUGCUGCACCUGUGCAACCACAUCGAUGACAUCCUCUAUGCUAUAGUACAGAUGGAGUCUCCACCACACCCUGAUGUACUGGAUGACAGGGUGAUUGCUCUUCACACUCAGGCUGCUUCUCUCUCUGCCUGUAUUUAUCAAGCACUGUGUGACAGCCACAGCUACAGCAGCCAAACAGAGGCGAAUCAGUUCACAGGGAUGGUGUAUCAGGGGCUGCUCCUGAGCGACAGGCGAAGACUUCGUACAGAAAGCAUCGAGGAGCAUGCCACACCCAACUCUGCCCCUGCACAGUGGCCAGGUGUAGCAUCUCUCAUCAGCCUGCUGGCGUGUGCCCAGGGUGAGGACCAUCCCCGCCUCAGUGUCAUGCUGUGUGAGGCCGUGGUGGCCGUCUACCUCAGCCUGCUUCUGCACGGACUCGGCACACACUCCAGCAACGAGCUGUUCCGGCUGGCCGCCCACCCCCUCAACACCCGCAUGUGGGCAGCUGUGUUCGGCGGAGGGGCCAAGCUCAUCGUCAAGCCCAAGCGCCCAGCCGACAUCUCCCCAGCAGCCCUGCCCCCGACCCCUCCUGCUGAGGACGUGGACCGGCAGCGGCGGCGAUUCAACAUGCGCAUGUUGGUGCCUGGCCGGCCCGUGAAGGAGACGCAAGCCACGCCCCCUCCCAUCCCAGCCGAGCGCCCCACCUACAAGGAGAAAUUUAUCCCUCCUGAGCUCAGCAUGUGGGAUUACUUUGUUGCCAAACCUUUCCUGCCCAUUUCAAACAGUGGAGCACUGUACGACUCCGAUGAAAGUGGUGCCAGCGAUGAUGAGGAUGAAGAUGCCUUCCUCUCUAAUACUCAAAUGACGGAGCACAGCAAUCCUAACUCAUAUAGUUGGUGUCUGAUCCGUAUGGUCAUGGUAAAACUGGCUCUUCACAAUGUUAAGACAUUCUUACCCAUCGCAGGACUGGACUUUACAGACCUGCCCGUGACCUCUCCACUGUGUAAUGCCGUGCUGAAGUCUCUGGAGAACUGGGAGCAGCUGCUUCUCGAUAAGAUGAACAGCUUCGAUGGUCCUCCACCCAACUACAUCAACACCUACCCUGCGGACGGAUCUGUGGGCGCAAGCCCUGCCGCCCUGCGCCAGAAGGCCAUGCUGGAGCCAGACAACACGCCUUUCAGGGCAAAGCACCACCUCUCCUUCCCCACCCGGCGUCUGUGGCAUUUCUUGGUGAAACAGGAAGUCCUGCAGGAGACUCUUAUCCGCUAUAUCUUCACCAAGAAGAGGAAGCAGAGUGAGUGUUUAGAGGGCCAUAUGGAGUACCUCACACAAAACUGCAUAGCAGGGACUCACAAAGUGAACAAGGUGGAAGCUGAUCUCGGAUAUCCCGGAGGGAAGGCUAAAAUUAUCCACAAGGAGUCAGACAUUAUCAUGGCGUUUGCCAUCAAUAAGGCUAACCCCAGUGAGAUCGUGCUGGCCUCCACUCAUGAUGUCCAGGAGGUGGACGUGUCCACUCUGCUAGCCACCCAGCCAUACACCUGGAUUGGCGAGGAGUUUGAUAAGGAGUCACGCAGCUCUGAUGAUGAUUAUCGCUCCUCCCACACCAACAUUGCCCAAGCCAGCACUGGACCAUUUGCCCCUCACCCAAUGCCAGUCUCCGCCUCUAUGCCCUGGCUUGGCAGUGGACUGACCAGCAUGGGCGCCAGCGUGAUUGUGAAAAGAAACUUGAACAAUGUGAAGAGAAUGACCUCCCAUCCUAUAUACCAAUAUUAUAUGACUGGAGCUCAAGAUGGAAGCGUAAGGAUGUUUGAGUGGAAUCGUCCACAGCAACUCAUCUGCUUCCGACAGGCAGGAAAUGCCAGAGUCACACGCCUUUAUUUCAACUCGCAGGGCAACAAGUGUGGAGUGGCAGAUGGCGAAGGCUUUUUAAGCCUGUGGCAAGUCAAUCAAGCCUCAUCAAACCCCAAGCCAUAUUUGAGUUGGCAAUGUCACAGUAAAACAUGCGGGGACUUUGCGUUCAUCACGUCCUCCAGCCUUAUCGCAACUGCGGGUCACUCCAACGACAGCAGGAAUGUUUGCCUUUGGGACACACUGAUUUCACCCAGUAACAGCAUGGUGCACGCCUUCCCCUGCCAUGAGAAUGGCGCCACAGUCCUGCAGUACGCACCAAAGCAGCAGCUGAUCAUUUCAGGAGGGAGGAAGGGCUUCAUCUGCAUCUUUGACAUCCGGCAGAGGCAGCUGCUGCACACUUUCCAGGCCCACGACUCCACCAUCAAAGCACUCGCCAUGGACGCCAGCGAGGACUUCUUCAUCACCGGCUCAGCCGAGGGCAACAUGAAGGUUUGGAAGUUAACGGGCCAUGGCCUGAUGCACUCCUUCAGCAACGAGCAUGCCAAGCAAUCCAUCUUCCGCAACAUCGGAGCGGGCGUGAUGAAGAUCGAGACUCGUCCCGGCAACCGCAUCUUCACGUGCGGCGCUGAUGGCACGCUGAAGAUGAGAGUGCUCCCCGACCGCUACAGUAUCCCCGCCAGCAUAUUCGACAUUCUGUAAACACACCGCCAUGUUGAGGAGACACAGCAGAAGCUCUCGAACAGCAACCCUGCUCGUCUUUUCAGCUGGAAACCACGACAGACAAACUUUGCGUGACUUUUUUUUUCUUUUUUUAAAUUAACAAAGCGUGAAAGCGUAUGUGAAGUCACGCUCGUGACCGUUAUGAUUACUGUAACUGAGCGAGCACUGGGCCCAGGUGCAGACUCGUCAUUUAGGUUGUUUAUCAUAGGAAAGCUAUGCAUGUGUGAACUCGUUACUGCAGUACUUCCACAAGGUUGUUGAUUGUGCUACGUAAAAGUGCUCAAUGCAGACAUUUUUAAGUGUGUAUCUGUUGUCAUGUUGUGCCCGCGGCUGAUCAAUUUUAGCAUCUUUAUCUACCAGCACUGUGCUUCAGUAUCCAGUCGGUGAUCUCUGCUGUGAAUCAGAUUGUUGGCUCUGACUUUUAUUUAUUUGUCUCAUCAGCUGCUCAUACCCUGUAGCGUUUGACAUGGCACGGGGCGCCGCCCACACCCAGCAGAUCAGGGUGUUCAUAUAAACCUGUCUCACUCUCUAGCUGCUGAUAAAAACAUCUCACUGAGUUUCCCUAUAGCUAUAGACAAAAGCCCCCUCACCCCUGUAACUGCUGUCGAACACAUCUUGCUCUCCUCCCUAGCUUUGGUUAAUGCCAUUUUUCCCCUAUUACCUUGCCCUGCAGCUGCAGGUAAUCCUGUCCCUAUCUGCGACACAUUUCCCUCUGGUCCUAAUGGUUGCUGAUUAGCCUGUCUCUCUGUCCUGUUAGGAAAUGCCUGCUUGACUAGCAGCUGCACUGAAGCCACAUCCCAUCGUGAGGAGGUUGUGUUCCCUUCUGCAGUGAUCUAAGAUGUUUUUACGGUUUUAUUUUUCAAACGCUGAGACCAGAGACAUAGUUUCAAAUGUUGCACAAAGUGUUUAUUUAUUACUGUUGUUCUUUUUAACAUGCGGUUAGGUUUUUUUUUU
Molecule: messenger RNA, 10602 nt
Organism: Electrophorus electricus (electric eel)
Lineage: Eukaryota; Metazoa; Chordata; Actinopteri; Gymnotiformes; Gymnotidae
Gene: dmxl2
Product: Dmx-like 2
Biological process (GO): vacuolar acidification
Cellular component (GO): RAVE complex
Molecular function (GO): protein binding
Source: RefSeq, a predicted model, not a curated record